This is a messenger RNA of Ceraceosorus guamensis, 351 nucleotides long. RefSeq lists its product as hypothetical. The transcript has 2 exons. The coding region runs from base 53 to 343 and encodes 96 amino acids. The record is from RefSeq and is a predicted model, not a curated record. NCBI's taxonomy places the organism in Eukaryota, Fungi, Basidiomycota, Exobasidiomycetes, Ceraceosorales, Ceraceosoraceae.
CAACGCAUCAUCAGACAACAUCAACCAAACCAACCUCCAAACCUUUGCCAAAAUGCAGACUGUUAAGGACGCCGUCAACAACGUCUCUGAGACCAUCCAGGGCAAGGGCCACGAGGCUUCCGCCGAGGCUAACAAGGGUGAGCAUUUCCCUCACUUUACUCGCCGCUCUGCGCACACGCAUGCUAACCAUUUCCCUCUGCCACUUGUCACAGGUGUCGCAAAGGACUCCAACGCUUCUCUCGGCAACCGCGCAGAGGCUGCCAAGGACUACGUCAGUGACAAGAUCGACCAGAACAAGCACGAGGGCAAGGCUGAGCUCCACGAGCAAAAGCUCAAGCAGUAAACUCUUGA